Messenger RNA from Trichogramma pretiosum, 1414 nucleotides. RefSeq names its product DDB1- and CUL4-associated factor 13. The record is from RefSeq and is a predicted model, not a curated record. Gene Ontology annotation, molecular function: protein binding. Bases 1 to 1338 code for a protein of 445 amino acids. Gene Ontology annotation, cellular component: small-subunit processome; nucleolus. NCBI's taxonomy places the organism in Eukaryota, Metazoa, Arthropoda, Insecta, Hymenoptera, Trichogrammatidae. Gene Ontology annotation, biological process: maturation of SSU-rRNA from tricistronic rRNA transcript (SSU-rRNA, 5.8S rRNA, LSU-rRNA). The transcript is spliced from 6 exons.
AUGAAGGUGAAAGUUUUGAGUAGAAACCCUGACGAACAUUUGCGUGAGACCAAAUUGGACAUCCACAAAGUCCCAAGAAAUUAUGAUCCAGCAUUGCAUCCUUUCCAAGCUCCUAGAGAGUACACAAGGGCUCUGAACGCCGUUAAACUCGAUAAAGUGUUUGCCAAACCUUUUAUUGGAAAUUUGGAUGGACACAAAGAUUCAGUGUCAUCCAUAUGUAAACAUCCUAGUCGUUUGCAAAUUUUGAUAAGUGGAAGUUUCGAUGGCGAAGUCAAAGUAUGGGAUUUGCCUAGAAAAGAAUGCAUGCGCACAAUUUUGGCCCACGAUGGAAUUGUUCGAGGUAUCACAUAUUCACCUGGCAGUCAGAGUUUCAUGACCGUUGGUGAUGACAAAACAAUCAAGACUUGGAGUUGUGAAAACCCUAAAGAAGAUAAACAAGAUGAACCAACUAAUACAGUUUUGAGUAAGACGAUAAUUACUGCUAUUUCACACCAUCGUACAGAUCCAAUGUUUGCUACCUGUGGAGAAGUUUGUCAGUUGUGGGAAGAAACUAGAAAUGAACCUAUAAAUAGUUUUAAAUGGGGAGUUGACAGUUUACAUGAUGUUAAAUUCAAUCAAGUGCAAACUAAUUUGUUAGCUUCGUGUGCUAGCGAUCGCAGCAUCAUAUUAUAUGAUACAAGAGCUGCAGGCGCUAUAAGAAGAGUCAUCAUGAGACUUCGAGCAAACAAAAUGGCCUGGAAUCCUAUGGAAGCAUUUACUUUUACUUGUGCUAGUGAAGAUUACAAUUUGUAUACAUAUGACACACGUAAUUUGAAAACACCUGUCAAUGUUCAUAAGGAUCAUGUGAAUGCAGUAACAGAUGUUGAUUACAACCCAAAUGGCAGAGAAUUUGUUUCUGGAUCAUAUGAUAGAUCAGUAAGAAUAUUUGAAACACAGAAAGGUCAUUCUCGUGAAGUUUACACUAAUAGAAGAAUGCAGAGACUCACUUGUGUUGCCUGGACAAGUGAUAGCAAAUAUAUUCUUAGUGGAAGUGAUGAGAUGAAUAUUCGAAUUUGGAAAGCUAAGAGUUCAGAAAAACUGGGAGUGUUGAAACCAAGAGAAAAAGCUGCUCUAAAUUAUAGCGAAGCUUUGAAAGAAAAGUUUGCAGCUCAUCCACAAGUACGACGUAUUGCAAAUCAUAGAAAACUUCCCAAACAUAUUUUCAACGCAAGAAACGAGCAUCGUACAAUUACGGAGAGUCAAAAGAGAAAAGAAUCCAAUCGUCGUCGUCAUUCAAAGCCAGGUUCAGUUCCUUUUGUUGCCGAAAGAGAAAAGCAUGUUGUGCGAGAGGAUCGUUAAGAACUUUAACAAUUACUUUAACUUGUUUAGUUGUAAAUAUUUUAGAUUCAAUAAAGUUUGUUAUUUUUUAAAUGAA